Messenger RNA from Hibiscus syriacus, 1925 nucleotides. RefSeq names its product U4/U6 small nuclear ribonucleoprotein PRP4-like protein. Lineage: Eukaryota; Viridiplantae; Streptophyta; Magnoliopsida; Malvales; Malvaceae. Gene Ontology annotation, biological process: mRNA splicing, via spliceosome. The record is from RefSeq and is a predicted model, not a curated record. Gene Ontology annotation, cellular component: U4/U6 x U5 tri-snRNP complex. Bases 125 to 1816 code for a protein of 563 amino acids. The transcript has 6 exons. Gene Ontology annotation, molecular function: U4 snRNA binding; U6 snRNA binding; protein binding.
UUGAACCUCUCAAUUUUCUUUAAUUUCUUUCACAUUCAACACCGUUCGCAUCUACCACUUUCCAACCUUUCCUUCGCCACCCAAACCACUCCCCGAUUUUCUGCAACUUUUUUUCCCAGGUUCAAUGGAUGUUGAUGAUGACAACAGUCCAGCUUCAAUCGCUGUUCCUGAUGGCAAAACCACGGUGUCUACAGAUGAUAAUACGCCAAUUCAGCCUAUGGCUCCGCCUGUGGUCACACCUGCAGCUGUGCCAUCUAUUGCUCCAAUACCUGCAGUUCCUCCUCCCCUGGCUGUCAACCCAUUGGCAUCUCUCCCAGGUCGCCCUCCCGUCCUUAAGCCACCUGUGUCUCAAAAUGGUGAGGUGAAAACUGGUGAUUCAGACUCUGACCAUGAGGAUGAUGGGCGAGCUACUGGUGGGGAAUAUGAGAUCUCAGAAGAGAGCAGACUGGUUAGAGAGCGGCAAGAAAAGGCAAUGCAAGAUCUUCUGAUGAAACGACGUGCUGCUGCGCUAGCAGUGCCCACUAAUGACAUGGCUGUCCGUACUCGACUUCGCCGGCUUGGUGAACCUAUAACUCUUUUUGGAGAAAGAGAGAUGGAAAGGAGGGAAAGGCUGCGAAUGAUUAUGGCGAAGCUGGAUGCUGAGGGGCAAUUGGACAAGUUAAUGAAAGCUCAUGAGGAGGAAGAGGCUGCAAUUUCUGCUAAGGCAGAGGACAUUGAAGAAGACAUCGAAUAUCCCUUUUAUACUUAUGGUCCAAAAGAGCUUUUGGAUGCUAGGAUUGAUAUUGCAAAGUACUCUAUUGUAAAGGCAGCUGCACGUCUUCAACGUGCCCAGAGAAAAAGGGAUGAUCCAGAUGAAGAUAUCGAUGCUGAAAUUGAUUGGGCUCUAAGGCAGGCGGGGAAUUUGGCUCUUGAUUGCAGUGAAAUUGGAGACGAUAGACCACUUUCGGGUUGUUCUUUCUCUUGUGAUGGAAAACUUCUAGCCACCUGCUCUUUGAGUGGAGUUGCUAAGUUGUGGUCAAUGCCUAGGCUAAGCAAGGUUUCUGCAUUAAAGGGUCACACAGAACGUGCAACGGAUGUUACAUUUUCUCCUGUGCAUGAUCAUUUAGCAACUGCUUCUGCUGACCGAACAGCAAAGUUAUGGAGCCCUGAUGGAUCUCUCUUGAAGACAUUUGAGGGUCAUUUGGAUCGCCUUGCACGUAUUGCCUUCCAUCCUUCAGGGAAGUACCUUGGUACGACAAGCUUUGAUAAAACAUGGAGACUGUGGGACAUAGAUAGUGGUGUGGAGUUGCUUCUCCAAGAAGGUCACAGUAGGAGUGUCUAUGGAAUUGCCUUCCAUCAAGAUGGAUCUUUAGUAGCAUCCUGUGGACUUGAUGCACUUACUCGUGUUUGGGAUCUUCGCACUGGGAAAAGUAUUCUUGCUUUGGAAGGCCACGUGAAGCCAGUUCUUGGUGCUAGUUUUUCACCUAAUGGCUAUCAUUUAGCCACAGGCGGUGAAGAUAAUACUUGCCGCAUAUGGGAUUUGAGGAAGAAAAAGUCUCUGUACACCAUACCCGCCCAUUCAAAUCUUAUAUCACAAGUGAAGUUUGAGCCUCAAGAGGGAUAUUACCUGGUCACAUCUUCUUAUGACAUGACUGCAAAGGUUUGGUCUGGAAGAGAUUUUAAGCCCGUUAAAAGCUUACCUGGCCAUGAAGCAAAAGUCACCGCUUCAGAUAUUAGCGAAGAUGGGCGAUAUUUUGUGACAGUCUCUCAUGAUCGAACUAUAAAGCUAUGGACUGCAGGUAACAUUGAAAAGGAAAAUGAUAUGGAUUUGGACUGAGGGUAGCUUUUCAACCGUUGAUAUGGUAAGAUCUUCUAAUACCUUAUUUGGAGAAGUUUAGUAGGUGGUUUCUCUGGUGCUGCUGUUAAAAAUAAUUUUGAAUUCAGAU